CCCUCUCAAACGUCUGCUUUCAUUUAAAUUUCAAAUUUACGUGCUAAAAGACAAUCACUAUUCAUUACUUUCCAGAAAUAAAUAAAAACCCAACUUUCACACCACAACAAAGAUUACAUUUUUUCCUUCAUGUUAUGUACAUAAUAAUCUCAUCUCCAUUCUGAAAAAUCUCACUGCAACAAUAAUGGGAGAUUCAGCUUGUCUCAUGCAUGGCUUCUCUUACACUUCUGCCCCCAUUUCCAACCAAUCAAAGCAGGGGAAUCCCAUGCGUUUUCUCGGUGAAUCAGUUUCUUUUGGAAGGUUUGUGAGUGAGCCCUUAUCAUGGGAGAAAUGGUCCACAUUUUCACACAAGAAAUAUGUGGAGGAGGCGGCGAGGUACGCGCAGCCGGGCUCCGUGGCGGAGAAGAAGGCUUUCUUUGAGGCUCAUUACAAGAAACUUGCUGCCCAAAAAGCUGCUGCUGAAGCUGAAGCUGCUGCGUUGCUUGAGCAAGAAAAUGAUGCAAGAGCACAAGUUGAGAGACUAGCUGGUGAAAAUGGUGAUGAUGAUAGUAAAAAUAGUUCAGCUAAUGUAAUAAUCAGUGGCAAUGACAAGAAAUUUACAGUUGAAAGUGUUGAUGGAGCUUCAUGUUCAGAGGGGAAUGGAACUCCACAAAUAGAGAGGCCUUUAUUGAAGGGGAGUUGUGUUGGUAGUGAGGAUACCUCGUCUGCAACGAGCAAUAAAAAGCACGGUUUAUCUUCGCUCAAGUCAUCAAUUAGGCGUAAGACGUGGAGAGUUCCAUCCACACCACUUACACCUCAUAUCAACAAUGUGAGCCAAAGUGCUAAGAAAUCUAGUGUGGAAUCCAUGGAUAAGAGGAGGCCGUCUCACAAGUCUUUGCACGGAUUGAUCAACUUAGUUCCGAUUAAAGAUCCUGAUAAGGAGCUGGUUUCUGUAGCCAAGAAAGCUGCUGCAAAUUUCUCAACAACACCUAAAGAUUGCAGGACUCCAAUCAUGGCAGCUGCAAAAGGUGUGGCCAAGUAUUCUGCAUCAACACCUCGAUCAGACAACCGAAGGAUGAAAACACCAAUUGAUCCAUGUGACAAUGGAAGCAAAAUUGCUGCUCCUAAAUGGCAAAUUUUGUCUACUGUUUACACGAAGUCAGUGACUGCCUGUAGGAACAAAUUACAGUCACCAGCUUCGUCUACUCCGUUUAUGCUGAGAACCGAAGAAAGAGCUGCAAAAAGAAAACAGAAACUCGAGGAGAAAUUCAAUGCCAACGAAGAGCAAAAGGUGCAGCUGCAGACGACAUUAAAGGAAAAAGCAGGAAAUGAGAUUAGAAAACUGAGUUACAGCUUCUGCUUCAAAGCUCGGCCGUUACCUGACUUUUACAAGGAAAGAGAAACUUCAGUAAAUCCAAUGAAGAAGACUCCAACAACGCUACCUCAGACAGCAGUACUAGGAAGAAGCAAUUCGAAGAAGUAUGGCAUUGUCCCAAUGCCAUCUCCGCCUCCACCUCCAAAAUCUGUCACCAAGAACGGUGCUUCAUCAAAUAAGAAGGCUGCAAAUCCGAGAAAGUUUCUUACUACUUCAAUGCCACAAAGGAUUACACGUGAGAACAGAUCACCAAAUAUCCAACAUUGAACACAAUGAUUCUUCAUCUAAUAAUAGAUUAAUCUCUAUUGAGUUAGUUGGAGGAUUAUUAUAUAUAUAUAUAUUGUAGAAGAUCAGUUCAUAAUACUGGGAAAUAGUAGAAUGCUCUCAUUCCAUCUUGAUUCAGACAAAGUAGCAUUGUUGAACAUAUAAUCAACACAUUCUAUUGACAAA
Molecule: messenger RNA, 1804 nt
Organism: Salvia miltiorrhiza (redroot sage)
Lineage: Eukaryota; Viridiplantae; Streptophyta; Magnoliopsida; Lamiales; Lamiaceae
Product: protein WVD2-like 7
Exons: 9
Coding region: 185-1621 (478 amino acids)
Source: RefSeq, a predicted model, not a curated record